Messenger RNA from Microthlaspi erraticum, 480 nucleotides. The record is from the annotation of a GenBank genome assembly. NCBI's taxonomy places the organism in Eukaryota, Viridiplantae, Streptophyta, Magnoliopsida, Brassicales, Brassicaceae.
AUGGAGUCAAGCACAAAGGUUGCCACACCCUAUCACCCUCAAACCAGUGGGCAAGUUGAAGUCUCCAACAGACAGAUUAAGGCCAUAUUGGAGAAGACUGUGAGCUUCACUAGGAAAGGAUUGGAUUGCCACUUACCUGUGGAGGUCGAAUACAAGGCUUUAUGGGCAGUAAAGAUGCUGAACUUUGACAUAAAGGCAGCACAAGAAAGGAGGGUAAUGAACUUGUUUGAGUUGGAGGAAAUCAGAAUGAAUGCCUAUGAGAACUCCAUGAUUUACAAGAUGAGAACCAAGGCAGCCCACGACAAACUGAUUCGCCUUAAAGACUUCAAGGUUGGGGACAGUGUGCUCUUGUUUAACUCCAAGUUGAGGUUGUUUCCCGGGAAGUUGAGGUCAAAGUGGUCGGGGCCAUUCAAGAUACAUGAAGUUCUACCUACGGAUCACUCACUCUGCUCAACCAAGAGGGGAAAGAAUUCACAGUGA